Zalophus californianus (California sea lion) is the source of this 273-nucleotide messenger RNA. RefSeq names its product secretoglobin family 2A member 2-like. NCBI's taxonomy places the organism in Eukaryota, Metazoa, Chordata, Mammalia, Carnivora, Otariidae. The transcript has 2 exons. Bases 1 to 273 code for a protein of 90 amino acids. Gene Ontology annotation, biological process: androgen receptor signaling pathway. The record is from RefSeq and is a predicted model, not a curated record.
AUGAAGCUGCUGAGAGUCCUUGUGCUGAUUGCCCUCCCCCUUUACUGUUCUGCAGGUUCUGGAUGCUUACCUCUAGAAGAGGUGAUUAACAAAACAAUCGAUUCUCAAGUAAGCGUGGAAGAAUACCAAAAUUUACUUAAACCCUACUCAUCUGGUCCUGUGACUGACCAGGCCCUAGCACAACUGAAGCAAUGUUUUCUCAGCCAGUCAAAUGAAACUCUGAACAAAGUCGGAGCGAUGAUGGUAACUAUGGUUUCUUCUAAUGAGCUUUAA